UUGCGAAGCCUUCCAUCAGUCGAGGUGCAGAUUUGUCCGUGUCCUGUUCGGUGCGUCGUUCGCUCUAGGAUCCGUCGAGGAACGGUUCCCAUCGUUUGUGGAAAUUUCUUGGUCCAUUGGAACCGAGAAAUCGGCGGGUGAAAGUGCGUAACGGGGUGAAGGAUUGGUGGCAAGUGUAAAUAAUUGCCAAUUAAGAAAAAGAAAAACGAUGGAGCCAAAUAAUUGGAAAUGGAAAGAUCGAUGGGGACGCGUGGUGAUUGUCUGCGAUGCCUAGAAACUCGGUUAGUGGGAAAGUAGUGAUUCUCCGUGGCCUACUAAGGCAGAGGGAAUUCUCAUGUUCAGCAUCAGCGUCAUCAUCGGUGGGUUCGGGCUCGGGUGCUUCAUCGAGUGAGAGCAGAAGAGAUUUCAACCAACGAGAAAAGGUGAAACGGUCAGAGAGGAAAAAUCUUCUCCUGUUUCUGUUGGUGGACUAUUCGGUCCAGUGAAUGCUGUGCGGUGAUUGUGAUUGUUUGACGGAUACAACAUCUAACGCCUGUCGAGUAAGGGUGAUUUGGUUUAUGAGUGUUCUCCCGCAUCUUCAUUGCUAGCAUGUGAAACUGUCUAUCCUGUGUGACCUGUGAUUCAGAUUUCGAUCGAGAAUUUAUUGCUCCCGCUGGGGCCAUCAUAGUGAAGAGGAAAGAGCUUGCUGUUCGAAGUGCGAGAAGUGUUUGGAAUCGAUUGUGUAAAACCGGAUGCAUAUUAUACAACACUUCAGUGACAGCUGUUAUGAUUGUUUAAUGAAUUAUAGAUUGGAAGCACGAAAUUUGCAUUAAUUGAAACACCGCAGAGUCGGCUGGGGCGAUUGACGCAAACCAUAAUUACGGAGUACGUACCGUUUCGACUGGUUCGAUUACCCUCUAAAGAUAUCGAAAGUGGCUCGGAGAGGAGUUUUGUAAUCAGCGUAGCUUAAAUAGUGAAGCUAGGUUUUUAAGGUGUUCCACAAAGUAGUGAAGUAAAAGAAUUUAGUGUAUUUCCAACGUAGUUGCUGCAUUAGAGAUCAAUGUUACACUGUUAAACAAAAGAAUAAAAUAAUCAUUCGUUACUAUUAUACUAGUAAAAGCUGUUCCAGUUAAUAGUUUUCUACAGUAGCAUUUAGUAUCAUCCCAGUAUGUUGCAAUCAAAAUAAAGGUUCUAAAAAAAGAAUAUAAUAAUUUCACUGCCACUUCGCAAAACGACCGAAGAGUGUCGUUUGAAAAGUGUUCAGCUAAAGUAAUAUCAGCUAGUACCAGCUUCCCUCCGCGAGAUGAAACAACAGCGUCGCGCGAUUAAAGGACCUUUUAAUAUUGGUUUCAAUUCAACCGUUCACUUCGGUUAAAUCAGCACACGACCGGCCUAGCGAGCCCUGGAUUCCUGCUACGUUUAACCCAUAAAGGACCAGCGAUUGUCCUCUGGCAUUGAGCCAUAAGCGCAAAGGAGGAGCUACCCCUCUCGGCACAGCCACUCUGGUAUCGUCCUGGGCCUGCUGAUAUUCGUCAACGAGAGAAGACCAGAUGAGAAAGCAUAGCCAGCGUUUGUUCUUCACCCCACCCCUCCGUCGUUAACCACAGCAGCAACGAAGCGGAGUAUCACGCCACAGCAGCGGCCGCAGCGUCGUCCACACCGAGCAGCAGCAGCGUCAACUUAAGCAGCGGUGAGGAAUGACGUUUAAAACUUUACAAUGCUUUAAGUAAUAACAUUGACAGUUAAUCCUUGUCUCUCUGAAGGUUCGUCCUCCAGUCGGCCAGCCACGACAGAAUCAGCGACAUCAGCAGAAGCAGUUGCGUCAGCCGAUUCAUCCGGUCCCGCCGGGCUGCUACUGGCAGCAUCCAGCCCUCCCGCUGCUAUCACGAGUCGCUGUCACAGUAUUUACAUCAGUAGGACCACAGUGACAUUUCGGAAGCGCUCCCGGCGUAUGAGCAGCUUCCAUCGGCAUCGCCAUAAAAAGCAAACAGCCACCACCGCUGCCACUAACAGGGAACAAAAGCGUCGUCCUUCCGCCACCGUUGAUCCCAUCGAGAACACCAGAGGCAGUGACAUAAACGCAAACACAAUGCACAAAGGUAGUACUAAUACGGAAAGUGUAGCAAUCCACUUCCGGUGUUCCUUCUCCUACGCCUCGGAUAGCCAGCAAGACCUGGAAAGUGAUGACGGUGGUAGUAAUAGCGAUAGUAGUAGCAGUAGUAGCCAACAGCUCCACGGGCUUCCAGCUCAUCGCAGCCAUCCACGGCAGCGGAAUCCACUUGUAGUAAACACUGCCACAGCAUCCAUCGACACUAGGUGGAAGUAUUGUUGCGACUGGAGUCAUGCGUUUGACAACCACCGAACCAACAGAGGCUGGAGGGAGUUUGUUCCAGUUCCAACGACGACUGUGGGGGCUGCUCUGCUAGUGCUACUGCUGCUCACGUGCCGUAUGGCAACAACUACGUCAGUCCUGGCAGUUGCAGCGAAAUCAGGUCAACCACUAAGCAACGGAGCAGGGCUGCCUGUUGGAUCCAGCAGCCCUGUUGCGAUGGCGGCGGCCCAGAAACAGCGCCAUCAGUGUGCCGUAUCGGAGCACACGUGCAACAACGGACGCUGUGUGCCGCUGAACAAAUAUUGUAACAAUGUAAACGACUGCGGGGAUGGAAGCGAUGAACCGCGAUUUUGCACAAGAUGCAAUCGAACUUAUUACGGCAACAUUGGACUGACAUACGACUUGGAACUCCAUCGACCAAAAGAGGAUCGUAUUCCUUACGUGUGCAUUUUGACGUUCACUGCUGCUGGUGGAAAUCAUGGAGAUAUUGUGCAGGUCACACUCGAGAGUUUCACUUUAGGUAAGUUCGUUUCCUAUACGGACAAUGGAUGCCCGGAUGGAUACCUCCAAGUGGCAGAAGCAGCACGAACUCCGGUCGGUGGAAUGUGGUGCGGGACGACUUGGGGACCAGCGAUCUUCUACAGUGAAACCCGGUCACUCAUAAUGACCGUUAAAUUGCUCAGACUAUCGCGAGAUCAAAGCGGAUACAAUUUUGACUUCCGGAUACAGUACAAAGUGCUAUCGCGAGACAGCGCCGUCGUCCGGUACGGUGGCAUCAAGCACGAACACAUUCCGCCCUGGACCAACGUUACCUACAUCCCCAAUUAUCCGAUAAUUGACGAUUUCACCAACUCGACGGCUCACUCUGAGCAGCAGUAUGGCAGCUACGAUACCACAGGCAGCAGCGGCCAGCGCCAGCGUGGAAUGGUCGAGCUUAGCUUCGAUAAUUCAACCGGAAGAGGUUCGUCCUCCUACUCGUCUUCAUCGUACGGCCCGAGUCGCAGCAGUUCCAGUGGCGGUCUGUUCGGCCAGAAUCGAGAACGACCGUAUUCAAUUAGGAAUCUUACUUCACUGGCAUUCCCACCGAUGAAUGCCGGCCACGAGAACUACACCGAACCCAAGUAUUACCUAGGUGACCUGAUGCCUGGAACGUACUGCUCCCGGAUAUUCACCAACUGUGAUAAGAAAGCCUGCCGGCUGCAGUCGCCCAAUUUUCCGGGCGUCUAUCCGAGGAAUUUGACCUGCUACUUUGCGGUGCGACAGCACGAUGUCCCACCUGGAAAGCAUGCCUUCAUCGUCAUUAGCCAGCCGAAAGGCAACCUGGUAUGGAUUUCCAACGAUGCCUCGGCCGUCAGUUCACCGGCCAGCGGCGGCGGAAUAGGAGGUGGCGGUAGCAGCACGAACAGCGAUAAGGAAAAGUACAAACCUCGGCUGCACACCUGGAACGAGUGCGACAGUGUGCAGGACAGUACGAAUCCCAAGUGGAAAUCGACGGACUACAUCACCGUGUACGAUGGCUAUACCACCCGCGAUCCCGUCAUCCUGAAGCUGUGUGGUGGCGGUGAAGCCAUUCCACCGUCAAUCUCCAGCGGGCCGGAACUGCUGGUAGAAUUCACGACAUCCCCGUACGGCACCUUCAGCAGUCCGGAGACCAGACGACACUCGCUACACGGAUUCCAGCUAGAGGUCUCGGUGAAGUUCGUCGACCUCCAGAGUCCAACGUACGCGAAAAGCAAACGCAUCUGCGAAUUCUGGCUACGAGGUACCGGUCACGGGGUCCUGCAGAAUCCCCAGCACUCGUUAGCCCCGAACACCACCUGUCUCUAUCACUUGCAAGGUACUGAGGCACGCUCUCUGGAUGCCAUCAACAUUCCGCGUCGCUCGGGUGCUCUUUCGACAUCGCCGACUCGGUUCAAAGUGUGGAUUUCGGUAAUGAAGUUCGAGCUACAGCCUGAGUUCGGCGCAACGGACGAACAGCUGCUGCAGUACCAGACGAAGGAAGACUGCAGCGGAAUGCUGCGCAUUUGGGAUGGCCCUUUGAGAGAAGUUCCCAUUUGUAAGGAUAUUGACUGCGUGACAAUCGAUAAGGAUGGAUAUCAACGACCCACGAUCCGCUUUGGCCAAAACAGUACAAAUGUGAUAGCACGAUUCUGUCGUGGAUCGGUGUCUCGCUCUUGUGAUCAUGGGAUGCUAAACAUGACCAGUUCCCGGCCGUGUGCACUGACAGAAAGUUUCGUCUCCAGCAGUGAUUUCGUAACACUUGAGCUGAAAACGACUGAGUCUACUGUGCUGCGACCGCUACAGUUCUCGUUGCGGUACGAGUUCGUGGAUUUUCUGCAGGACGGUCAACCGAUCGGUAAGGAAAGUGAUUGCAAUCGACGUUUUCUAAGCAGUCAGCUGGACAAAAAGGGCCCCCACCCGGUGCGAAGUGUGCGUAACAUCUUUCUUUUCGGACGGGGUGGAGCAAAACAGUUGCAUUGUGUAUAUCGGUUUGAAGCCCAACGAGGAGAACGAGUGCGAGUGGAAGUGGUGCGCGCCAUGACGGGUAAUCGAACCUGCGACUCACGCGUUGAUCCGGAUAUUAGACGAUCCUACUGUUUUGGCAACCACAGUGCCCGGAUAGAAAUCUUCGAACGGCCAUGGCACGAAUCAAUUUUGUUCCCCAGGGGCUGUAUUUGCAAUUCCACGAAUAAAUCGUUCCUGCCUAUUGUGUUCACCACUACAGGACGGGAAGUGGAGAUUCAUUUCAUCGCUGAAAACAUGACCAGCGCCGAUGAUCCGGAUUCGUUGAACUUCGAGGCAACAUUCGAAUUUGUCAAGGGACCAAUGAUGUGUAAGGACGUCAGAAGAAAAAAUGCGAUUACGGGUUCGGUGAGUCUGUCUGGUGGAGAGAUGGAAUGCCGUAACCGACCGUGGCUGAUCGAACCUUCUCACGACAAGUAUCUUUACAUUCGUUUGAAAGGAUUAUUCCUGCGUAGAAACAAUCCAGCCGCUCCGAUGCGGUACAACGCUAGUCUUAGUACGGUAACACCGAUCCGCUGCAACACGAAAGCGCGUGUUGUAAUUACCAACGGUGAGGGAGUCUCCGUAACCGCAUGUCCUCUACCGGACGAUACGUCUCACCGCCACACGGUGGAAGUCUUUAGUGCUGGCUGGACUCGAAAACAUCCCAACUUCGAACUGGAACCAUCGAAAGUAAUUUCUGUAGAGUUUCUCCAGCCAGAUCAUGGCGAGUACUCUUUCAGUUGGCUUGAGUUGUCCAAGCGACCAUCGGCGAGCUACGCCAUUGCAGCUGAAGACUGUCCAUACCAAUGUCCAGAUCUGAACGCUUGCGUCAAUGCUUCCAUUUGGUGCGACGGAAUUGAACAGUGUCCCUCGGGUGAAGACGAAUCGUUCACCAACUGUUCAGCUUUUCUGCGACUACCCGCCGAAGUUCUAGCUGGCUUCAGUGUAUUUUUGUUACUGAUCUGUCUUGGAUUGACCGCAUAUUUGUAUCGAAAAAUCAAACGAAACUGCCGGCGGACAUCUGUGCUACAAACGCGCCUCAAAUCGCUCAGUUCUAUGGAUACGGCGGUGUUCGAUGAGAAGGAGGUGAUUUGCUGACAAAACGACAAUUCUGUACGGUACGUGGAGAUCGACCGGGUCACCACGGUCUGACCACGUAUCGUACAGAAUUGUCUACCGCUUUUACGACUGAUGAGCGCAACUUCGUUCACACCUACUUCAAAUCACUCUGUACUCUGUUUUACCAUUCGCAUAAUCAGUAAGUUUUAGAACAGAAGAGAAAGAACGAAAGACGGAGAAAGUACAUUAGUGGACUGCAAUUAUUUGAACGAAGCAUUCCAGCAGCAAUAGGGUCGCAAAAUCAUACGAAUAGAUUUCAGAACGUGUUGUUAAGACCGCAGGUACAUUAGAGCGAACGGAGGAGACUAAACUGUCAUUUUUGUACUACGUUUUAGUAAUACUUAAAGAAAAUCUAAUAUUUCAAAAACACUAAAAAAUUAAAAACCUAGUGCGUGUUUGAAAAAAAAUCAGCUGGAAACUAGAAAAGACGGCAAACUCCUACAAACAAUCCUAUCAAAUUUCAACAUGAAAGGGACUAACCACCCUAUCUAAGUUCAAAACUGCGGAACUUAUACUAAAAAAUAAGUAGAAGCAAAAUCAUCCAAAACCAAUGUUUUCUGGGAAAAUUUUAUGAUAGACAAAACUUUAGACACUUCUCGAAGUUGCAUGCAAGCGAUGAGCUUUUAGGACUACCACUAAUCUACUAGAGAGCGUGAGCCAGAUGAGUGAAAGAGAUAAACAGUGACCUCAUUUCUGGAGGUUCCAAUCUCUACAUUCGCUGCGGUACAGCAAAGGCGUGUAUUGAAUCUACCGAAAUCAAAAGUUAAAUCUUAAAUGAACUACCAAAACAGAGUUGGUUGAAUAAAAUAUAAUUUUUUAGAAAAUAAACUAGUAUUUACUACAUAUAUCCAUUGAAAACGAGCGGUGAGAGAAAACCUAGAGAAUUUUAAUCAUUCAGAUAAAUGAAAUUAUAGUACAUUUUGAAACCAUGUGAAAAACAAAACUUACGGACAAGCUUAGGAAGUUCAGGAUUGUUGAAUUGUUACUUAUAUCGGUUUUAUAUAAAUGGACCAAUGACUUAUUAAACAAGGAGACGUUGUAAGGAAAAGUGUACCCGAGCUUGGUUAGAGCUAUCGGUCGAACUACACUAAAGAAGAAAAAACCAAAAUACUAAACGAAAUAAGAUUGAGCCAAGUUUUCCAAGACUACCAAAUGAGAAAGAUUAUAGCACUAGCGAGUUAAUAGGAUAUAAUGUAAAUCGAAAAAAAAAAUGUUAGAAGAUACUACAAUCACUCGCAAUCAAUACUACUCGAAGAACUAAAUUUGUUUUUAUAUGAGAAAAAUAUUUCGAUUAGUUUUACGCGGUAUCAUUUCUCUCGCCCAUUUUAAUAUCGCCCAAUGUCUGCAUUAAUCAAACCCAACUCGGAUCUGUGACGAACGUCACUAUCUACUACUGCCAGAUGUCGCCGGCUUCGCUGCAUCGUAAUUAAGAAACAAGGCGAACCAAAAAGAAAACGAAAACUUACAAAUAUCGGCAAAAAGAGGGGUCACGUGUUCCAUGGCGGCCAUUCUAAACAUACGUUGGUUUGGUAGCCUCAAUCCAUAACAUAAAAUCAUCCCUUUUUUGAGUUACCAGCAGUCAGUACAAAUAUUUUCUUCAAGGAAAAGCCAGUCUAUUUGCCUUCUUCUAUAUUGCAGCAUAUUCAAUGGAGAAUUGAAAUUGCAAAAAAGAUUUUCAAUAGUAUUCAAGAAUGACCGGACUCUAAAAGGAAAGUAAUACCACAUGGCUAGCCACCAUCUGUAUGCCUGUUGUUUCAAUUCGUGUUUACUCAAAUAAUCAUUUAGUUAGUUUACUAGAUCUUCUCCAUUGAAUCAAGUUAGGCAACCUUAGGUUUAACAUUCAAGUCAUCGAAUUACUUGUUCCACUCGGGUCACACGCUGUAGUGAGCCGCUCGUAACAUAGAGUACUGACAACGGUUGCUCGCAUCCAAGUCAAAUCAACCCACGACAGACCUUUUCAUUACAUGACACGUGAACCUCUUGAUGCAAAUUUCUGUGCGAUUUCAUUGGACUUAACAUAGCCAAUUGUAACUGCCGCUGGAACUAUAGCCAGCAAAAUGUAACCGGGUGUUAAAAAAAAACGGUGCGAUUCUCCCAACGUUGACGAUCGGUUCCAAAAUCAGACGUAUUUAUUCACGCAGUGUUCGAGUCUCGAAAUUGAAACUGCCACACUUUGUUUAGUUGAUAAAGUUUAAACUAAGUAGUUCGAAACAGUACGCAAAACGCGCAAUUAUAAUCAAUGGUAGAGCGUCUAUUCGUCAGGCCAGUUGAUACCCAGUUCAAAAACGAAACCAAAGUUGUAUUCAGACACUUGUUAAAAUAAAAUGGUUCAGAUUUAGUUAGCAUGGGCCAUCACCUUUUCUCGAACGAGAGAAGAAAUGCUCCCCUGCGUGGUAAAGGAAAGAACGGACAAUGUACAUAAGAAUAAGAAAUUUAUCAAAUAACCGAAUCCUGUUAUGUUUCCAUCCAACACAAAAAAGUAUGUCUACAAGGCUUGAAUUACAUACUCUUAUUUUCUUCGCCAGCUAGAAGCUGAACAGAUCAAAGAAAACUAAUCAAAAGUCGCUAUUUACCCAAAGCAGCCAGCAAAGCAGGACGACAAAGUAUCAAGAAAGAAGAGACUAUGACAAUAAACGAUUGCUAGGGAAAGAAAAGCAAGGACAGGAAAAGCACAGAGAGACAUUUAUAUAUUUAAAUUUGCACGCCGGCCUGCCAAGGAAUUUCGCAUCUCGAACUAUUUUACGCCAUCAAAUUUGCUAUAAUCAGCCUAGCUCUGUCGUAUUUUGCAUUCCUCUGAGAAAAGGCGGAGUAAAAACAGUAUGGAUAGUUGUUUGCCCAGUUAAACGCGUUAGAUCGUGGUAACUUUAAAUAGUUUACUUAUGAAUCGGCUGUUUCGGUGCUCUGCGAUCUCCGAUUACCGGCUAUAUAGGUUUGUUAAACUAGAAAACUGAAAUGGAGAAUGCCGGAAAACAUCUGCUGUAAUGGUGGAUGAUGAAGUACUAAUAAAAAGUAAUAAUAGUAGAGGGAGAAAAAAGCCAGGAAAAGAUUAAGAUGUUGAUCUGCAGCAAAGCGAUUGAAAAUUGAAAACUGAAAUUUAUUAGAAAAGAUACCAAAAUAUUAUUGAACAAAUUUUGACAGUAAUUAAAAACUAAUGAAAUAAAGAAAAAAUAAAAUCAUCCAUAUCAUUGAAUUCGAGAGAAACAA
This is a messenger RNA of Wyeomyia smithii (pitcher-plant mosquito), 9139 nucleotides long. RefSeq lists its product as uncharacterized. Gene Ontology annotation, molecular function: protein binding. The record is from RefSeq and is a predicted model, not a curated record. Gene Ontology annotation, cellular component: plasma membrane. Bases 1931 to 5914 code for a protein of 1327 amino acids. The transcript is spliced from 20 exons. NCBI's taxonomy places the organism in Eukaryota, Metazoa, Arthropoda, Insecta, Diptera, Culicidae.